This is a messenger RNA of Aspergillus tubingensis, 1452 nucleotides long. RefSeq names its product putative aspartic-type endopeptidase opsB. The record is from RefSeq and is a predicted model, not a curated record. Gene Ontology annotation, cellular component: nucleus. The coding region runs from base 1 to 1452 and encodes 483 amino acids. Gene Ontology annotation, molecular function: zinc ion binding; DNA-binding transcription factor activity, RNA polymerase II-specific; DNA binding. Gene Ontology annotation, biological process: regulation of DNA-templated transcription; DNA-templated transcription. The transcript has 3 exons. NCBI's taxonomy places the organism in Eukaryota, Fungi, Ascomycota, Eurotiomycetes, Eurotiales, Aspergillaceae.
AUGAAGGUACCGGUGAUAGAGCGGGCGUCGCAUGUGUGCUUGACCUGUAAAUCAAGGAAGAAGGGAUGCGACAAGAAACUUCCAACCUGCGGUUACUGCGCCAAACGGAACCUGCCAUGUCGAUACCAAGGAUCUCCCGUCGCUGAAGAACCCGUUGCGGAUGCGAUUACUCAGAUAGAAACAAAUGCGAUAUUGUUACAGAUGGUUUCCCUGUUUGGCCCACCGUCGGAAAACAUGUCAACGGCACCCAGAAGGACAUGGUACCAUGUAUGCCGCAUCAUUCAAUUGGCAGACCUCUCACUGCAGGAGAUCAGUCGCCGGUAUUUCAGCAACUUUCACAACUGGCUUCCCGUAGUAUCACACGAAGUGUUUCAAGAAAGCUUGGCUCGGUACAAUAGCCCGUCUCGCUCAGCACCGGUGGACUUUUCUGUUCUUGUGCUGGGUAUGUGCCUGGUGACGCUGCAGCCGUCGAAACUCAAUACACACAUAACACCACAUAGCGUAUAUGCCACUAUGAAGAUGCUAUUCGCGGAAGCCCAAGCCAUAAUGUGUGUCUCGACAUAUCUUAUCCAGGCUGGACUGCUUAUCGCUGCGUACGAGUAUGCCAACGGACGGCCUGAGGCAGCGCACAUUACGAUGGGGAGUUUAGCCAGAAGUGCCUUUGCGAUUGGGCUAGUAGAUUCCAGCUCCUGGCAGACCAAUGAAGCUAGUAUUGACUCAUCUGAAAGACUGGAGCGUCUGAAUUUGUGGUGGGGUGUAAUCAUUCUCGAGAGGCUUAUAUUAUGCGAAAUCAAAGACAAGACGCAACGACCUACGACAGAUUGUACGUCUUUUGAGCUCCCUCUACCAAGUGACCUCCAGCCUGUCCAGACCAAUUUUCGUGCAAGCGGAAGCUGCCCACAUGAGUGUCUGCCUUCGAACCAGGAGAGGAAACGCUCCGUUUUUGGCCAUCAGGCACGAGCUGUGCUCCUUCUCGACCGGGUGUUGGCUGUACGAAGGCACCCCCAAACCGAUAGUGGUCGGUUGGUAGAGAUUCAUCAACUCGACGAGCAGCUGCAAGGCUUUCUUUCAGAACGAAUGAAUACAGGUACCGCAGAAAUCGGCCAUGAUUGCAAUCCUAUAGCAUCUGCAGUGAGAGCUCUCUGCUUAUUACAUCAGGAAGUCCUAAGCUACCCUCCCAACACCGUCGACUUGCAAGGGCUGCAACACUCACAGGCGGCCCUAGAGAUGGUUUCUAAUGUAGUGGUGGAUGUCGCGCGCCACCACAAGGCGCAAAUUGCCUGCCAAAAUUCCCACGCCGAUUUACUGCCCCUGAGUUGCUCGUACACCCUGCACAUGGCAAUGAGACAUAUUCAGGAUUGCACGAAGCUAGUCUGCUCACACAGGCGCUCUAGCGACCUGAAUUGUCUAGCGCAGCUGGAUCAAGAAUUUUCCGACAGAUGGAAAGCCUGA